UCUCUCUCUCUCUCGUCUCCCCAUACUUGAAAGAAAAUAAGUGGCAUUGCAUGCAUGCCAAGUACUCCUGAGAGAACUGAGCAGUUAUUUUUUUAAUUAGGCUGAGGAAAUAAUUGAUGAAAGAUGUGGAGGCUGAAGAUAGGGGAAGAAACGGUGGGCAACGACGGCGAGUGGCUAAGGAGUGUGAACAAUCAUGUGGGACGCCAAGUCUGGGAGUUUUGUCCCCAACUGGGAACCCCUGAGAAGCUUUCUCAAGUUGAAAUGGCUCGCAAAACCUUCUUCGAUCAUCGCUUUCACAAGAAACAUAGCUUCGAUCUCUUUUUGAGGAUUCAGGAGAAGAAUGGCGGCGCAAGUAUAUCGAAAGUUACAGUGAAAGAACGUGAAGAUGAGCGAGAGGAGGAGGAGGAGGCAAUAAUAGAGAGAAGCUUGCGACGAGCCAUGGACUUCUAUUCCACAAUGCAAACAGAUGAUGGACAUUGGAGCGGAGAUUAUGGGGGUCAUUUGUUUCUACUUCCUGGUUUAGUCAUUACUUUAUACAUUACUGGAGCCUUGAAUGCUGUCCUCUCAAAUCAGCACCAACAUGAGAUUUGCAGAUAUAUUUACUAUCAUCAGAAUAGAGAUGGCGGAUGGGGACUUCAUAUCGAGGGUCAAAGCACAAUGUUUGGCACAACCAUGAACUAUGUCACUUUAAGAUUACUCGGCAAAGAGGCUGAAGGGGAAGCAGCCGAAAGAGGUCGUGAGUGGAUCCUCCGCCAUGGAACUGCAACUACAAUCUCCCCUUGGGGGAAAAUGUGGCUUUCGGUACUUGGAGCAAAUGAAUGGUGUGAAUAAUCCAAUGCCACCAGAAUUAUUGCUUUGUCGACUUCCUUCCUUUGUCAACCAGGGAGUUUUGGGUAGCAACUAUGGUGUUCGUGACAAGCUUUUCCAAGCUCCAACUGUUUAUCACACAAAUUUAACGAAUCAAGAACAUGAGUUGAAUAGUUUAAGUCACAUCUUUAAAAAUAUUUCAUUUUAUAAUCUAUUCAUUAGGAUUUAACAAACUCUUUAGUUAUAAAACAAGAAUAUAAAUCAACAAUAGGUUGCAAUAGAAAAUACUCAACAAAAUCAAAAGGAGAGGAGUGAGAGAAGGGCGAUAAAUUUUUGAAGUGUGUUUAUAGCGAAA
Molecule: messenger RNA, 1162 nt
Organism: Gossypium raimondii (Peruvian cotton)
Lineage: Eukaryota; Viridiplantae; Streptophyta; Magnoliopsida; Malvales; Malvaceae
Product: cycloartenol synthase
Exons: 6
Coding region: 124-831 (235 amino acids)
Biological process (GO): triterpenoid biosynthetic process
Cellular component (GO): lipid droplet
Molecular function (GO): intramolecular transferase activity
Source: RefSeq, a predicted model, not a curated record